Staurois parvus is the source of this 336-nucleotide messenger RNA. NCBI's taxonomy places the organism in Eukaryota, Metazoa, Chordata, Amphibia, Anura, Ranidae. The record is from the annotation of a GenBank genome assembly.
AUCGCCAAGUAUUACCAAUGGGGGAGAGAACUGUAUGUAAACAAUACAGUUCUCUCCCCUGUCAGCUCCUGCACGCUGCUUUGUGUGGCUCUGCAUAGCACAGCCAUACAAAGCAGCAUGCUUACAGUGGAAAGCACACAACACAGCCUCACAGUUAACCCUUUGAUCACCCCAGAUGUUAACCCGUUCCUGCACAGUGCCAUUAGUACAGUGUCAGUGCUUUUUAUAAGCACUGAUCACUGUACUGGUGUCACUGGGGAUGUCAGUGACACCAAGUCAGUUCCCCCUAGUGUCAGAAUGUCCGCCGCAGUUCCGCAGUCCCACUAUAAGUCGCUG